AUGGACAAGCGUUGCUUGAUACCCCCGUUCUCUGCACCCGAUGCUGGGCUAUCCCGCCCGGAUCUAGGUGUGCUGGACUCCCUUCCUACGAUAUCACGAACCCCAGCCCAUGAGGCUUUUCUCACGGAGACCGAUGUCAAUGCGUUUCUACGUCGAGACCUGGACCUCUCUCGCCUCAACAGAAUACACGACCAGCUAUGGAUGGCCGGGCGACCGAUGAAUGCCCGCCCGUUGCACCGGCAGCGCAUGAUGGGCGUCGAACUCCUUCCCACCGAGCAGUCUGAUCUCCAUCUCCUCAAAUUCUCAAACCGGUUGCUCGUCAAGCCGCUACCAAGCUACAUUCUCGACUACGACUUCUGGGCCGAGCAUCUCUGUGGCUCCAGCGAACUGCAUGAGUCUGCCAGCGGAUUGCUCGUGUCGUACAUCUGGCUUAUCUGUUCUCCGCUGGAUUUGAAAAUCGCCCAUGACUACCACUUGUUUCCAGACCAGCUUGACUGGACCUGGUGGAAGGCCUUUGUGAACGACGUGUUCGAUCAUAUCAACAUCAAUGCCCUCGACACCGUUAACAAGCGUUAUCACUUUGGCGAGCUCCGUCUUGGGCGCAUAAAUACCAUAUAUCGCAUCAAGUACUUUUUCACCCACUUCAUUCGUGGCUACCUGUACGGCUAUAAUCGCUACCUGGUGUUCUUCGAGCGCAACUUUGGCUGGAUAAUUGUCGUUUUCGCAUACUUCUCUCUGGUGUUGUCCGCAAUGCAGGUCGCCAUGGACGUACCGGGCCUGCAGGACAACAAGUCCUUUGUUAAUGCAACCUAUGGCUUUGUCAUAUUCUCCAUUGUCUUAGUGGCCUUCUUUCUGGGCCUGGUCGGUGCUAUUUUUACCUCAAUUUUCCUUUACAAUAUGGGUGCGGCCAUCCGGGACGAUAGACAGAAAAGGCUUGAAAGGGAAAAGCUAGCAAUGGCCAGCAGAGCUGAGACCUGA
This is a messenger RNA of Ophidiomyces ophidiicola, 978 nucleotides long. RefSeq lists its product as uncharacterized. The transcript has a single exon. The record is from RefSeq and is a predicted model, not a curated record. Lineage: Eukaryota; Fungi; Ascomycota; Eurotiomycetes; Onygenales; Onygenaceae. The coding region runs from base 1 to 978 and encodes 325 amino acids.